AUACACUUCCGGUUCCAGGUCAGCGUCACAUCAAGACGGACAUGAGUCUCUUGCUGCCUUCCUCUUAGGUCGUCGACUUAAAUUGUCUCCUUAUUUAGCCAAAUAAUCCAUCAUCGUGUUAAAUGUUAUUGAUAUUUCCAAUCCAUUAAAGGACGCUGGCGGGUAUUCACGUGUUCACGCUACUUUUGACGCAGUAACCUUGGCCUGCAUGUCGGUCAAAUAGCGUCAGUGAAUGGAUGUAACAGAAAUCUAACAACAUGUCUAUACUUGGUUUAAAGUUGUCACCUGUCAAGAUUUUAACAGCAGACGCACUUUCACGUUGUCUCACGUUCGUGUCUGCACGCAGCAAGUUCGGCAAAGCAAGACUCCCCAAAGAGAUUUUCGAAGAGCGGUCACAAGAACAUGAGAAGUAUGGCGGUGACCCGGACCAGCCUCACAAACUGCACAUAGUGACCCGGGUUAAAAGUGCGUUGAGAAGGCCAUACUGGGAGAAAGACUUGGUCAAGUGCUUUGGCCUUCAAAAGGCACAGGUACCUGUCAUCCACAAGAACAUACCUUCUGUCAAUAACCAACUGAAGUUCAUUAAACAUCUCAUCAGAAUCGAGCCACUAAAGACUCCGUAUGGACUCCCCACCGAGCAAGACCUGGCCGACUCCUACAUCAACAGCAAAGGAGAGCUGAUAAUUCGACGCCUGCUUCAACCUGUCGACACCAAGGCCAUCAAGCCUUGAUUAUUGAUACAUGAUAAAUAUGCCAGUAGUUACUGGUGCACUAAAAAACACAUUAUUUUGUAUUAUCUUGUCAAAUAAAACAAUUCUGACAGCAA
This is a messenger RNA of Nerophis ophidion (straightnose pipefish), 826 nucleotides long. RefSeq names its product mitochondrial ribosomal protein L30 (gene mrpl30). Gene Ontology annotation, molecular function: structural constituent of ribosome. The record is from RefSeq and is a predicted model, not a curated record. Gene Ontology annotation, cellular component: mitochondrion; large ribosomal subunit. Gene Ontology annotation, biological process: translation. The coding region runs from base 258 to 731 and encodes 157 amino acids. Lineage: Eukaryota; Metazoa; Chordata; Actinopteri; Syngnathiformes; Syngnathidae. The transcript has 5 exons.